GGAAGACUCCGGGCUGCUUAUUCCUUCCGCUCAACUGACUCGUUCAGCUCUUACUCUUACUUCUUCGAAAACCAAACACAAAGACGUCAAGAUGGUGUCGCUGGGCCGCCAAAUGCUGGGCUUCAUCCUGGCCAUCAUCGGCUUCUUAGGAACCAUCAUCGUGUGCGCCCUUCCCAUGUGGAAGGUGACGGCUUUCAUCGGCGCCAACAUCGUGACGGCGCAAGUCAUCUGGGAGGGUUUGUGGAUGAACUGCGUCACGCAGAGCACAGGCCAGAUGCAGUGCAAGAUCUACGACUCCCUGCUGGCGCUUCCUCAGGACCUCCAGGCCGCCCGGGCUCUGGUGGUCGUCGCCAUCAUCGUGGCAGCCUGCGGGGUCAUCCUGGGCAUCGCCGGAGGGAAAUGCACCAACUUUGUGGAGGAUAAGACAGCCAAAGCUAAAGUGGCGGUGGCAGCGGGCGUGGUCUUCAUCUGCGCAGGGGUCCUGGUCCUCAUCCCCGUGAGCUGGUCGGCCAACACCAUCAUCCGAGAUUUCUACAACCCCAUCUUGACCAACCCGCAGAGGAGGGAGCUGGGCGCAGCACUCUACAUCGGCUGGGGCACGGCGGCCCUGCUCCUCUUGGGCGGCGCUCUCCUGUGCAGCUCCUGCCCACCCAAGGACGGACCCGAGUACCCCGUCAAGUACUCGGGCGCCAGAUCCACAACCACCAGCCGGGCCUACGUCUGAGGACUGACCAGGAAAAGACUUUGAAGUACAAGCCAACCUCGUUUCGCGGACGACCCCCACCCCUUUGGCGGACAAGUCGAUUUUCCGGCAAAUUCUGCUCCGGUUCACAAACUAUGUUUUCUGUCGCAGCAUCUGCACGGAACAGUCAGAUGUGCUUUCUUUUUUCUUUGUGCCAAAAGAAACUAACAAGUAUGAUCCGACGCUAUUUGUACAGCCACAUAUUAUUUUAUGAAUGUUUUGCGUGGAAAAUACUCUUUCGUAAUCUUUUUUUUAUUUUUUUUUAUUACCAAUGUCACUGAUAUUUAAUAAAGCAUAUACUUAACCUGA
Syngnathus acus (greater pipefish) is the source of this 1051-nucleotide messenger RNA. RefSeq names its product claudin-4-like. The transcript has 2 exons. Gene Ontology annotation, molecular function: structural molecule activity. Bases 92 to 724 code for a protein of 210 amino acids. Lineage: Eukaryota; Metazoa; Chordata; Actinopteri; Syngnathiformes; Syngnathidae. The record is from RefSeq and is a predicted model, not a curated record. Gene Ontology annotation, biological process: cell adhesion; bicellular tight junction assembly. Gene Ontology annotation, cellular component: plasma membrane; bicellular tight junction.